Molecule: messenger RNA, 1474 nt
Organism: Lutra lutra (Eurasian river otter)
Lineage: Eukaryota; Metazoa; Chordata; Mammalia; Carnivora; Mustelidae
Gene: TAS2R7
Product: taste 2 receptor member 7
Exons: 1
Coding region: 1-939 (312 amino acids)
Biological process (GO): sensory perception of taste; detection of chemical stimulus involved in sensory perception of bitter taste; G protein-coupled receptor signaling pathway
Cellular component (GO): membrane
Molecular function (GO): bitter taste receptor activity; G protein-coupled receptor activity
Source: RefSeq, a predicted model, not a curated record
AUGCCGGAUAAAGUGGAAACUACCUUAAUGCUCAUAGCAGCUGGAGAGUUUUCAAUGGGGAUUUUAGGGAAUGUAUUCAUUGGAUUGGUAAACUGCAUGGGCUGGAUCAAGAAUAGGAAGAUCACCUCCAUUGAUUUAAUCCUCACAAGUCUGGCCAUAUCCAGAAUUUGUCUAUUAUGUAUAAUACUAUUAGAUUGUUUCAUAUUGGUGCUGUAUCCUGAUGUGUAUACUGCCGGUAAACAAAUGAGAAUUAUUGACUUCUUCUGGACACUAACCAACCAUUUAAGUGUCUGGUUUGCCACCUGCCUCAGCAUUUUCUAUUUCCUCAAGAUUGCAAAUUUUUACCAUCCCCUUUUCCUCUGGAUGAAGUGGAGAAUUGACAGCGUGAUUCCUAGGAUCCUGCUGGGGUGCUUGGCCCUCUCUGUGUUUAUUAGCCUUGUUGUGACUGAGAAUUUGAAUGAUGAUUUCAGGCGUUGUGUUAAGACAAAGAAGAAAGCAAACGUAACUGUGAGAUGCAGAGUAAAUAAAGCUCAGUAUGCUUCCAUCAAGAUUUGCCUCAACCUGUUAACGCUCCUCCCUUUUUCUGUAUCCCUGAUCUCAUUUCUCCUCUUGAUCCUCUCCCUCUGGAGACAUAACAGGCAGAUGAAGGUCAAUGCCACCGGCUGCAGAGACUUCAACAUAGAAGCCCACGUGGGAGCCAUGAAAGCUGUCAUCUCCUUUCUCCUUCUUUUCAUUGCCUACUAUUUGGCCUUUCUCGUAGCUACCUCUAGCUACUUUAUGCCAGAGACUGAAUUAGCAGUGAUCAUUGGUGAAUUAAUAGCUCUAAUCUAUCCCUCAAGCCAUUCAUUUAUCCUAAUUCUGGGGAGCAAUAAACUAAGACAGGCAUCACUAACAGUGCUAUGGAAAGUAGAGUAUAUUCUAAACAGAAGAAAUUUCUAACACCAUGAACAGAUCGGAAGGCCCAACUAUCAUUUACUAGGACGAAAGAAGACAUGAUGUUUCUUAGUUGUCUUUGGUUCUUGCAUUAAUGUUGGUUUCAUAUGGUUAAUUGUGCUUAAAUGUAUUUAGUAUAUCUAUAAUUAUUACUUAGGAAAUCUCAUGUAGAUCUGAUUUUGCCUCUUUCUCUUAGUCUCUUUCUUCUCUCUCUCUCUCCCUCCUUUCAGAGUUUUUUCUUUAAACAUGUUUUGGAACAUAUAAAAGUUAAUAUCUUAAUAUUAACUGUCAGAGGAGAGAAUAUUUUCAUAGUUAGUUCUAAAUCAUUUCUCUAGAUGCAAAAUUGUACAACUAAUUCAGAACAACUGUAAUAGUAUCUAGUUGUUAUUUGCAUCCCUAUGAAAAGCAGCUCACUCAUCCCCAUGGUCCUAGUUAGGUUUUCUCCACAGACCAUCCAACUAGACUCCACCUUUGAAAAAAGUUCAAUAUGGUGACAGUUCUUAAUCAAAUGUUAUGCAAUUGUGUGAAUGUGGCAGAAAAU